AUGCAUGAGUGGCGGCGAGCAGCCACGGAAGAAGAGGGACAGUGGCAGCCCCGUGGGCUCCUGCUGGAUGGGGUUGUUGGGACCCCCGUAAACCGGAUCCCCAUCAUGGCCAAGCAAGUGCUGGAUCUCUACACGCUCUAUCGGCUGGUGACUGAGAAAGGGGGCCUGGUGGAAGUCAUCAAUAAGAAGAUCUGGCGGGAGAUCACCAAAGGCUUGAAUCUGCCCACCUCCAUCACCAGCGCAGCCUUCACGCUCCGCACACAAUACAUGAAGUACCUCUACCCUUACGAAUGUGAGAAACGGGGGCUGAGCUCUCCCGGAGAGCUGCAAGCCGCCAUCGACAGCAACCGUCGGGAAGGGAGGCGGCAGAUGUUCGGGGCCACCCUGUUCAGCUACUCGCCAACAGGCACACCGGGCACUCUCGCCUCUCCCAAGGUCCCUCUGCCCGCCCUCGCCCUCGCCACCCACAACGGGAGCCAGAUCGGGCAAGCCCACGCCGUCAAAAAAGGUGAGGAGAGCCUCCUGUCCCCCGGGGUGCCCAGCCGCAUCGCUAUACCUGUCAGCCUAGCCGGGCAUCACCUGGUGGCAGCACAAGCCGCUGCAUCUCAGGCAGCUGCCCUGGAGCAGUUGCGGGAGAAGCUGGAGACCAGCGAGCCCCCAGAGAAGAAGAUGGCGCUGGUGGCUGAAGAGCAGCAGCGCCUGGUCCAGCAAGCUCUUCAGCAGAACCUCUUGGCCAUGGCCUCCCAGUUCCCGGUCAACAUCAAGGUCAACAGCCGUGGAGAUGACAGGCAGGAGACUGCAUUGAAUCUGUCCACCAACAGCAUUAGCAGCAUCAACAUGUCAAUAGAAAUAAAUGGAGUUGUCUACACAGGUUUCGGAGUCAAUCCAGGCACUGAGGGGGAAGCUGGAUUGUGGCACUCAGGGGAAUGA
Messenger RNA from Protobothrops mucrosquamatus (brown spotted pit viper), 930 nucleotides. Its product is annotated as AT-rich interactive domain-containing protein 3A-like. The transcript is spliced from 6 exons. Gene Ontology annotation, molecular function: DNA binding. The record is from RefSeq and is a predicted model, not a curated record. Gene Ontology annotation, cellular component: nucleus. Gene Ontology annotation, biological process: regulation of transcription by RNA polymerase II. NCBI's taxonomy places the organism in Eukaryota, Metazoa, Chordata, Lepidosauria, Squamata, Viperidae. Bases 1 to 930 code for a protein of 309 amino acids.